AUGAGUAUGUUAUUUGAUCAAAUAAAAUUGUUACACAGCCAAAAAUUACACUCCAAUGUCAUAAAAGUGGCAGAAAUGGUUUUAAAAGUUAGUGAACACACAACUGAUAUCUUAACAGCGCCACACAAAUUCCGUGUAAUAGCAUAUCAGGGCGAUUCACAUUACUCUUUAGGCAAUUAUCGUCAAGCAGAAGCUGCAUAUAUAACAGCAUUGACAUUUAAAGAAGCCUGGCUUUCGGCAAACCCUCCACAAACUCCAUAUGAUGGCGCAAAAGAUCCUAUGCCUGUUUUAGAUAUUAAAUAUCAACUGCAUUUAUGUUUGGUAAAAUUAAAAGAUAAUAAACAGGCAUUAACUGUCUUACAAUCGAUACCGUCCAAACAGAGAAAAACUAAAAUUAACAUGGCUAUAGCAAAACUUAAUCAUCAAAUGGGCAAUAUUGUUCAAGCUGUUACUGCUUAUAACAAAGUUUUAAAAGAAUGUCCAUUGGCAAUUGAAGCAGCUGAAGGACUUUUGAGCUUAGGUGUUAAAGGAACAGAAGUGAAUGCUAUGAUGUUAGAAAUGGUUGGAAUUAAUGGACUUGAAUGGAUUAGCGGUUGGAUAAAAGCCCAUGCUUAUCUGUUUCAACAGACUGAGUAUCCUGCAGCAAUCACUACAUUAAAACAGUUGGAUGAUAACUCACCUUUAUGCAACAGUAAUAGAUUAUUAGUAGCUAUAGGAAGGGCAUAUUAUUUUUAUGGAGAUCGCAAAAAUGCACUUAUUUACUUACAAAGAGCUUACAGGUUAAAUCCACUUAUGCAAGAUGGCCUUUGUACACUAGCAAUGUGUUUAUACAUGGAAAAACACAAUAGAGAGUUAGAAAAAUUGCUUCCAACAAGUUAUACAGAUGAAUCAUCGAUUGAUUCCCAUAUGUGGAUAGUUCUUGCUUUUGUGUGUUAUAGUAAUAGUAAUUAUUCUAAAGCUCUGUGCUUAGCACAAAAGGCUUGUUCUGUUGAUCCAAAAAAUAUUGAAGCACUUUUGUUACACGGAAUGAUAUUAACAAGUAUGAAAAAGUAUUCUGAUGCUAUUUUACAAUUCCGYAAAGCUAAUGAUAUUGCUCCUUAUCUUUUCGAUCCGCAUAAAGGUAUGGUAGAUUGUUAUAUAGCAUUGCAUAAAAUGAGAAAUGCUGUAACUGCUGCUAGUAAUUGUUGUAAACAAAUGAACAACCACCCAAAAGCACUAACAUUAUAUGCAUCAAUACUCAUGAAAGAUCCAAUGACAGUUGGCAAAGCAAAAAUACUUUUGGAAAGAGCAUUGAAUGUUGAUGAAUACUAUCUCCCAGCAAUAUAUAUGAUUGCUCAGAUAUUUGAACAAGAAGGAAAUUUCAGUCCAGCUGUUGCUGUAUUGCAUAAGCAAGCAUUAGAUCAACCGACUUGUAGAUUAUAUCAAAUGCUAGGUGACUUAAGUGUCAAACAAAAUCAAUUAGAAAAAGCAUUUGACUUCUAUUAUUCUGCACUCAAUCUCGAUCCUAAUAAUAAACGAGUUAUGGAGAGUUUAGAGAGUUUAGGAAAACCGUGUAAUACUUCAACAGCUACAUCUGCAGAUUCGACUGGACCCGUUUUAAAUGGGUCACUCCUAGAUGCGACAUUUAGUGGUGUUAAUAAUGCUGAAAAUGAAUCAACGCCAUUCAAUAAUGCUGUACACGAAGAAGAUACAUUUAUGGAUUCAGAUCAUGAAGGGUCUGGAUCGGACGCAUCCAUCUAAUUGUUUAUGGCAAUUUAAGUUAUGCAA
Molecule: messenger RNA, 1767 nt
Organism: Diuraphis noxia (Russian wheat aphid)
Lineage: Eukaryota; Metazoa; Arthropoda; Insecta; Hemiptera; Aphididae
Gene: APC7
Product: anaphase-promoting complex subunit 7
Biological process (GO): positive regulation of mitotic metaphase/anaphase transition; cell division; protein ubiquitination
Cellular component (GO): anaphase-promoting complex
Molecular function (GO): protein binding
Source: RefSeq, a predicted model, not a curated record